Cyphomyrmex costatus is the source of this 1664-nucleotide messenger RNA. It is a transcript of the gene Hakai, whose product is annotated as E3 ubiquitin-protein ligase Hakai. Gene Ontology annotation, biological process: regulation of cell adhesion; protein ubiquitination. Lineage: Eukaryota; Metazoa; Arthropoda; Insecta; Hymenoptera; Formicidae. The transcript is spliced from 5 exons. Bases 175 to 1533 code for a protein of 452 amino acids. Gene Ontology annotation, molecular function: ubiquitin protein ligase activity. The record is from RefSeq and is a predicted model, not a curated record.
UCUGGACAGUUCAUUUAUCACAUAUCAACAAUGUCGUAAGGUUGUAUUGUAACAUUGUAAGCAAUUGUAAGGUGAGCCGCGCGUAUCGCCGACGACAUGUUGUGAAAACAUUGUGUUUUUUGGCGGCUCGAGACACAACAAAACGUAUUCGUUUAAUCGUCAUAUAUCAAUUCGAUGGAAGAGAAUGGAGGCAAAAGAAUGAGGGGUAGAGCUCGUGGCCGAGGUCGUGGACGUACCCGAGGAGGUCGGGCUUCUAGAGGAAGAUCUAAGAAGCAAGUUAAGGUUAUAGAAAGUGAUGAGGAAGAUACUCCACAACAAACGGAAGAUACUUCUACAGAAACAGUUGGUGGUGAGCAGAACGAACAUGAACCUCCCGUGACUCAGCAACCUUCUCUCGAACAACAGUUCGACUUGGAAGCUGAUAUAUCGCAACUAGAAGCACCAACUUUCACGACCAUAAAUCGUGGACCGCCUGAACCGAUGCUACGUUUGAGAUGGGACCAUCGGGUGAAUCUUAUAGGAGAGAAAGUACUGAAUCCUAUGAUACAUUGUUGUGACAAAUGCUUGAAGCCUAUUCUCAUCUAUGGUCGUAUGAUACCUUGCAAACAUGUUUUCUGCCUAUCUUGUGCUAAGAGAGAAGACAAAGUCUGCCCUCGUUGUAUGGAGAAGGUAUCUAGAGUGGAGCAAACUGGCCUGGGUACUGUAUUUAUGUGUACGCAUGGCGGCACAAGAUAUGGAAAUGCUGGUUGCAGAAGAACAUAUCUGAGCCAACGAGAUCUUCAGGCUCACAUUAAUCAUCGACAUAUAUCGGCGCCACCACAACCUGUCCAAGGAAUGCAAGUUGAUCCUCCGCAAUAUGUACACACUAAACCAGAGAUGGAGUCACAGUUGACGAAAGUGUCCUCUGUACAGAUGCAAAACACGCGGCUUAAAUCUGUUCAGUCUCACAUGGUUCAACCGAUUAUAGGUAACGAUCCUCGUGUGAACUCAUUGGUGAAUCAACCAACAUUGGAGCAACAUCGACAACAUAGACAGCAACAACAACAGCAACAGCAGCAGCAAGCGAUGAUGUCGAUGCAGAGUUAUACGCAGAGUACCGCGCCUCCACCGCCGCCUCCAAAUAACGCUCCUAUGCGAACUAAUCUCAUCACAGUACCAAUUCAGGAUACAACGUCUUUAGCCACGCAUGAUCUUCACACGCAACAGAGUCAUCAUUAUUAUCAGGCACCACCACCGCCGCCUCCGCCGCCACCGCCGGCAGUUAAUUAUGGCGGUUAUAAUGUGCCACCACCGGUGUCGCAGUCGACACAACAGUACUAUUCACAGCCACAACAUCCCACUCAAGUGUCCUAUGUGCCACCACCGCCACCACCGCAGCAGCAACAGUACGUAUCAUCGGCACCGACCUCCAUACGACCAUCACCUACAGGUUAUAUACAGGAACCUCAAUAUGGUCCACCACCGUCUCAGCAACAACCGCCACCGCCACCACAGCCACAAUGGUCACAACAUCAACAGCAGUUUUAUAGAUAAAAAAGACGAGUGUUGUAGUCUAGUGAUAAAGUAAUCGACGCGUGAAAGACAUGAGUUUGAGCCUAUCACUUUAUAUAUAUUUCUAAGUGGAGAAACAUUUUCUCAAUUUAAAUAAGAAACAAAUUUCAAAA